Eriocheir sinensis (Chinese mitten crab) is the source of this 10013-nucleotide messenger RNA. RefSeq names its product intersectin-1-like (gene Dap160). The transcript has 41 exons. Gene Ontology annotation, molecular function: protein binding; molecular adaptor activity; calcium ion binding. The coding region runs from base 157 to 6717 and encodes 2186 amino acids. Lineage: Eukaryota; Metazoa; Arthropoda; Malacostraca; Decapoda; Varunidae. The record is from RefSeq and is a predicted model, not a curated record. Gene Ontology annotation, biological process: positive regulation of Rho protein signal transduction; clathrin-dependent synaptic vesicle endocytosis; intracellular signal transduction. Gene Ontology annotation, cellular component: clathrin-coated pit; presynaptic membrane; intracellular vesicle.
UAUGUAAAUCUAUGUAGGCAGCUCGAACACUCCCGCCGGGCUGCAGGUCUUGGUCAAUAAUGGUGUGACAGUCUCCUCGGGGUGAUGAGUUAACGUUGAUUUCCUCGCCGCGCCGCGCACACACAAGGCCAGGAAUCCACCCCACCACACUCCAAGAUGGCAGACCCGUGGGUGGUAACGCCCGGUGAACGAAUAAAGCAUGAUGAACAAUUCAAAACCCUGCGGCCUAUUGGGGGCUACAUCACAGGGGAACAGGCCAAAGGGUUCUUCCUUCAGUCACGGCUGCCUCCACCUGUCCUUGGCAUCAUUUGGGCACUUUCUGAUGUGGAUGGGGAUGGAAAAAUGGAUCUUCAUGAGUUCAGCAUUGCCUGCAAACUCAUCAACUUGAAAUUACGAGGAUUCACUUUGCCACCCACCCUUCCGGCCUCCCUCAAGCAGUCAGCCUGUGUCGGUGUUGCAGCAUCACAGGCCCCAGUUGCAAGUGUGGGCCCUUCUGAUGGCACUGAGGUGCCUGCUUCUCCUGGAGGGGCUGUUUUGGUUGGGGUUGCAGGCCUCACUGGCUGCAGUAAUGGUGUCUCCCUCACCUCUGCAAGAUCUCCUGGUCCCAUUGUGUCCACUGUGGUUGUUUCGACUUCUGUACCUACCUCUGCUGCUCCCAUUUCGGCUCCUAAUUCUGUAGCUCCUGUCUCGGCUCCUGCUGACCUAAGUCAGGUGUCAUCAUUGAUUACACCAACUUCUGCUGAGGUCUCGGUAACUCCAGCACAAAGCUUGGCAGCAGUUAUACCUAACUAUCCAAGUUCAAUUUUAAUGACAGUGUCUGGCCCUAUUCCUACAAUGCCUAUUGGACCACAUAUGAUGCCAGAAACAUCAUUGGGUACAAUGUCCGGCAUUUUGCCAGUUUCAGCAGCACCAUAUGUUAUUCUUGGAGUGUCAGCAGGGGCUGGGCAGGAGCCAGUGACUGCAGCUGUUCCUACAGCUGUCCUUCCAGCUAGCGAUGCUGCAGAAGCUCCUGCUGGGGCUGCCACUGCUGCACCCCUAGGCGGUGGUGUGAUGCCCAGCAGACCUCCAGCAAGGCCCAUGCCAGCAGUGGUACCAGGUGGUGUGCCAUUGGCAGGGAUGGCUCCAGUAGUUCCAACACAACCCAUCCUGUCCAUGGCACCAGCUGCAACCUCUGCUGCUGCAGGGCAAAUUUUGCCUUUAACUGCAGUACCCAAGGUUGUAGGCACUAUGCCACAAGUACCCUUGAUGUCAUCUACAACUCAGCCAAUGGUGCCACCAGCAUCCCAACCCUUGUUGCCGUUAUCCCAGCCUAUAGUGCCACCAUUAGCACCUCUGGUGCCAUCAUCCCAACCUCUGGUGCCACCAGUAUCCCAGCCCAUGGUUGCACCAGUAGCCCCAAUGAUACCACCAUUAUCUCAACCCCUUGUGGCACCUGUUGCCCCCAUGGUGCCUCCAGUAUCCCAACCCAUGGUGCCACCUUCAUCCCAACCCAUGGUAGCGGCAGCUGCCCAUUGUGUGAUGGGCGCUACUCCACAGCCAGCACAAGUAGGAGGCAUGGUAGGUGGGGUGAGCACUGCUGGAGGAGUGGCUGCACCUGGUGCUCCUGUUACAGCAGCAGUUCCACCUGGAGCUCCUGGGGCACCUGCUGGAGCAGCAGUGCAGCGAACUGGCAGCCAGGAUUCUGGUGGUGCCCAGACCCCCGGUGAGUGGGCUGUUCCCCAGGCCAGUAAGCUGAAGUUCACCCAGGUGUUCAACAUGUCAGACAGGACCAAGUCGGGAUUCCUGUCUGGGGUGCAAGCCAGAAAUAUACUUAUACAGUCACAUCUGCCCCAGCAGUUAUUGGCUCAAAUCUGGGCACUCUCUGAUGUUGACAAUGAUGGGCGGCUGUCAUGUGAAGAGUUUGUGUUGGCCAUGUAUCUGUGCGAGUCAGCCAAGGCUGGAAACAAACUUCCCACGGUCCUGCCAGCAGACCUCAUCCCGCCCACUAACCGUCGCCAGCGUGCCUCCAGCAUCCACUCUGGUGGCUCAGGAGGAACCCCAGUGGCUGAACUCAUGGGAGGCAUCAAUGACAACUCUUUUGAGGAUAAAAGACGUGAGAACUUUGAGAAAGGUCAGGCAGAGCUGGAGAGGCGCAGGAAAGCUCUUCUUGAUGCACAAAGACGUGAGACAGAGGAGAGGCUUCGCAGGGAACGAGAAGAAGAAUCCAAAAGGGAGAAGGCUCGUCUGGAGGCAGAGCGACGAAGACAAGAGGAACUGGAACGUGAGAUGCAGCGGCAGCGAGAGAUAGAGACUCAGCGAGAGCAAGAGAGAAAGAGGCAAGAGGAGAUGAGGGAACAAGCUCGGAAGGAUGCUGAGUUUCAGAGACAGCAGGAAUGGGAGAAACAGAGGCUGCAGGAGCUAAUGAACGUGAGGCAACGGCAGCAGGAAAAUAUGUUGUCUCUUAAAGCCAAGAACCAGAGUCUUUCCAUUGAGUUUACAACAAAGGAAGACAGAGUUAAAGAGCUAACUCAGAAAAUCAGUGAAACAAGGCAAGGAGUGACUGAGGUGAAGGCCACCAUUGACACAAUGCGAUCUACUCGGGACACAUACAUGACAGAUAUGAACCAACUCAAGGCAGCUGCUCGGGAACAAAAUCAGAGGCUACUAGUUUUAAAUCAAGAAAAGGCUCGUCUUAAGGCUCGCAGCACAGCUGCUGCUGGAGCAAGUGGAGCUGAACAGGCAGCUGUGGAUGCCUCCUUCACCAGUAAACAGAUGGUCAUAAAACAGUUACAGGAAAAGGUUGACAGCAUUCAGGCAGAGCUAUCAUCCAAAGAGGAAGAUGUGAACAACAACCUAACAGACUUGACUCACAUGAAAGAGGACAUACACACCACUGCCGAGCGCUGUGCUGAACUCUACUUGCAGUACUCUGAAAAACGAAAGCAGGUGAUGGCUCUACGAGAAAAGCUUCUGAAUCCUGACGCUGCGUGGGGUGAUGCUGCUAGUUCUUCUUGGGCAGGUAAAGGGUUUGACAGUGGUGGGGCUGGUGCCUGGACUAGUGCAUGGCCCCCCAGUCAGCCCAAAGAUGCAUGGCCCAGUAGCAGAGGUGAUGUUAGUGAUGCCCUCACCAGUAGUCAACAGUUUCAACAGGAGCAGGAGGAGCAGCAGGUGCAGAAGCAGCAGGUGGAGGAGGAGCAGGUGCAGCCGCAGGAGGUGCAACAGCAGGAGGUGCAACAGCAGCAGCAGCAGCCACCUCCAGUGCCGCCGCCCCCAGUACAUCAACCCGCAGCAGAACAACAACAACCUCCAGUACGACCCCCGCCCCCUUCCACAACCACCACCUCUUCCACUAUGCCCCUCAUGGCCAAUACUGGCACUGUACAUGAGAAGCCGGCAGUACCCCCAGCCCCCCAGAAAGCUGACGGCAUCAGCAAAACCAACUCCACUCUCAUCACCAACAAUACCAGUGCUGUGGGCUGGGGGGUCCACAAUUCCACAACCUCCUCUUCCUCAACCACCACCACCACCACAGCUCCUUGGGGGGCAUUCUCCACCACAACCACCACCACCAUCCCAUCUACCACUUCUACCACACUUUCAGAUAAAGAGGAAAAUGCAGUUAGUGGACAAGGUGAAGGGGUGAUGAGGCGCCGGGCACUGUAUCAGUUUGAUGCUCGCAACACUGACGAGAUCAGCUUCAUGCCUGGAGAUGUAAUUGUGGUAACAAUGACUGAGGGAGUUGAGCCAGGGUGGUUAGGGGGUGAACUGCGUGGCCAGACUGGUUGGUUCCCUGAGGCAUACACAGAGUUGCUGGAGAGCAGGGAAGCUGAAGCUGUUUCAGAAUCUCUUGUUAGAACUCAUCUGGAGAACAUACCAGAGGAGGCAGUGACUAAUGCAGCAGUGCAACAGAAAGCAAUGGGUGAGGCUGUGGGAGUAUUCCCUUGGAGAGCCAAGCAGAGAAACCACUUGUCUUUCAAUAAGGGAGACCGAAUAACUGUUAGGGAGAAGCAGGAUCAGUGGUGGUUUGGAGAACUGAACAAUGUGGGAGGUUGGUUCCCGAGAUCAUUUGUACGUAUGGUGUCAGGCCCUGCUGCUGUUACCUCGCCUGUUACCACCCCUCAAGAGGCCCCAGAAGAACCUCCUAUGCCAGACAACUUGGUUCAUGAUGAUGUGUCUGAGUUUUAUCAAGCAUUGUAUCCAUAUCAGUCUGGAGAGCCUGGUGACCUCAUUUUCAAUGCUGGAGAUGUUAUCCUUGUGGUCAAGAAGGAGGGUGACUGGUGGCAUGGCAUUUGCAACGAAAACUCUGGGAUCUUCCCUUCAAAUUAUGUAGAACUCAUGACUAACCAGUUUAUAACAAGUGCAGGAGACAAAGUUGAGGAACAGCCUGAGGUGACAGCUGCCUCGGAGGAGCAGGUGGCAUUGGGGGAGAAGCAGGCAGAGGCAGACCUUCAGGUGGUAGCCAAUGAAGAAAGUAAUGAGGAGCAAGGGAAAGCCACCACCACCCCUGCAACUGUUCAGACCCCUGACUCGGCUAAUCUGAAGGUUAAUCAGGACGACGAACUAGAAAACAAGGAGGUGAUGGACCUUGCUAAGUCACCCAGGUCACCCAAGGGCAGCAAAGGAAAGAAGCCUGAGAUUGCCUCAGUUUUGGCUCCUUACGAUGCAACAAGUAGCAAUCAGCUAAGUCUCCAGCGUGGACAGCUGGUAAUGAUACGUAAAAAGACAGCUUCUGGCUGGUGGGAAGGAGAGGUCCAGGCUAAAGGAAAGAAGCGCCAAAUAGGGUGGUUCCCUGCCACAUACGUUAAAAUAAAGGGUGGAUCCUCUCGCUCCACACCAGUCUCCAUGGAGCUGACCAACAGAGAGGACGCUCCCCCUGACCAAGUUUCCCCUACCUCUGCCAACCCACUCACCCAGGUCACCGUGACCCCACCCACAGAUGAGCCGAUGAAGGGGCCAAAUGAUGCGUCAAACGGGUUUGCAGAACAAGUGGAGGCCCUUUACCCAUACACUGCAAUGAAUGAAGAUGAGCUGACCUUUGAGGCUGGUGCCAUAAUCUCGGUGAUUGACAAGGAAGAUGCUGCUUGGUGGAAAGGGACCAUAGAGGGUGCUAUCGGUGUCUUCCCCUCCAAUUAUGUGCAGCCUUACCCCAGUGACUCGGCCAACACUGCUGGAACACCUGAUGCAGAGGACUCCUUGUGCUACAGAAAUCAUGAGAAGGAUGGGAAGAAGAAGGUGGCAUCGAGGUCCAGCUGGCACAUCUCCAUGUCCUCCCCCGUGGAGCAGAAACGGCAGAUUGUAAUAAAAGAAUUUCUGGAAACAGAGGCAGUGUACCUCCGUGAGCUGCAGCUGGUGGAUGAGGUGUUCAUAAAAGCCAUGCGCUUAUCAGGAAUCGUCAGUGAGAAAGAACUAGAUUUGCUGUUUGUUAAUUGGGAUGAACUGAUUCUAUCAAAUUCAUACUUCAGUAAAGCUGUAAAGGUGCGGUGCAUCAACAGUCCUGGAGGGGUCAUCACAAUGAUUGGAGAUGUAUUGUGUCAGCAGAUUAGUCAGCUGAAGCCGUACCUUAGGUUCUGUAGCCUCCAGAUGCAUGGUGCCACGCUGCUCGGGGAGAAGUGCCAGGCAGGUGGCCCUUGGGCUGACCUGGUGAGGCAAUGCCAAGAGCAUCCGCUUAUCCAGGGCCACACCCUCACGUCCUUCCUGCUCAAGCCCAUGCAGCGGAUAACCAGAUACCCACUACUUAUCAAACAGCUCCUAAAAUACACCCCAGAGGGUCACCCUGAUUAUUACAACACUCAAGAGGCUCUCGCUGCAUCUGAAACACUUUGUGCACAAGUGAAUGAGGCUGUGAGCCAGAGGGAUAACACAGACAAGUUAGAGUGGAUGCAGAAAUGUGUAACCUGUGAGGGGCUGCAGGAACGUCUUGUAUUCAACUCCCUCACCAACACACUUGGCCCUAGGAAGCUCCUACACACAGGCAUUCUUCACAAGGCUAAAAGUAAGCGUGAACUUGUAGCUUUUCUCCUUAGUGACUUCCUUUUGCUGACCACACCCAACAAGUCAGUGGCUUCUUGCACAACUCUAGCAAUGCUGGAGCGAGCCCUCACCUCUACCACCUGCACCAUGUACCGUAAGCCUAUGUUCCUGACAGACCUGAGGGUAGAAGGUGACAAAGACUCUGAGAUGUGCUUCACUCUGGUUAGCCCGGCCUGCGGUGAUAUUGCCGUGUCGGCCCCAACCACACAUGAACGAAAUAACUGGCUCAAGAAAAUUGCCAUUGCUCAGAAGCAUAUUAUUGAUACAGAAAGAUCUCUUCUGCAUCGCCAGCAGUCUAAAGAGAAAGACAUGAACAUAAUGGGCCGAGUGUUAGUCACCGUCAUGGCAGGAGUCUCCUUGAGUGAGAGACAUGUUGAUGGCACUCUCCAGUCCUUCUGUGAGGUCAGCCUGGGCUCCCAAGUGCAUCGUACAAGCAUUGCUACCUCACCUCAUCCAAAGUGGGAUUCCACCAUGCAGUUCCUAGUUAAAUCCCUCUCUGAGGAUGUCUUGUGCAUAACAGUUUAUGAGAAAGGUUACUUCAAGCCAAAUGAGUUUCUUGGAAGAACAGAAAUCAAGAUUCACCAGGUGUAUGAGGAGACCCGCCACCAGCCAGGUGCUCAGCCUCAGGUACACAAACUUGCCCUCCAGGAGGCAAAAACAGGGGAGGUAAUUUUGAAAAUAUCACUUCAGCUUUUCGAGAGGUCAUAGCAGUUGUAAGGUGACAUGAAUCGAAAGGUGUUCGGGUAUAAAUUAUAUAUAAAUUCUAAGUAUUUUAUUCACAUACUGCACAUUAUGUGUGCACACACUUGCACACACACAGUAGCAGUACCCAGAGAUUGACUAUAAUGAACUUGCUCUAACUAGGAGAGUAAUUGAUGUCAAUAAUGAGUCCAGCUCAUGAUCAGACUGUGGUGAAUUACACACGCUUUACUGUACCCUUCCUUUGCAUUUAUUGAACGUUUUCUUCCUCUAAUGCACAAAGAUGCUCAAGUGAUGCCUUAUAAGAAAUAUUUUACCCAGUUGCUAGUGUCUUGCUGUAUUACAAACUAUUAGUCUUGUUUUCUCUUGGCCUGAGAUCAGUUAUGUUGGUUCAUAUAGUGUUAGCUCAUUUAUUAAUUCCCUGAAUUGCACAUGCUACUAAAACACAAUGGGGUUAAUCUGAUCAGCCCUUUAGAAAUUCUACACAUUGUUUUGUCUUGGUCAGUCACUCAUGAGCAUUCUUUAUAAAAAAAAAAAAAAAAAAAAAAAUCAGAUCAUCAGACUUUUCUUAUUUUCUGGUUGCCUGUGGUGCAAAUUAUGAAUAUUUUGCUCUUAGUUGCACCCUUUAUUUAUUUAGAACUUUUUAGCCUCAUUAAAGUCAAUUCUCAAAAAAAUAAAAUUGAAAAAUUUAAUCCAAGGGCAGUAAUCAUAGUGAAGCACAACACAUGAAAUCAAUCCAUAGUUUUAAUACAUGUAUUUCAAUUCUUUAUUUAAAAAGUGGUUGGUUUGCAUGCACUUGUAAGACUGCUAGCUAAUAUUCAUUACUCCGCUGUUCAUUUAGAAUAUCUUUUUUUAUCAUGCUAUUUAUUUAUCAAUGUAAGGUAUUUUUUCAAGGUUGAAUAUCUUUGAAAAGUUCAGUAUUUUGAUAACUUAAUAUAUUUGUACAUAGUUCAAUGGAUUUUUCUCAUGGAUUUAAGCAUUACAUAUCAUCCCUGAUAAAAUAUAAAAUGUAAAAUAAUAAUGUUGAAAGUAGAAUAGAAUUGUAUGUAAAACAAACAGUCCAGUCACCAUUUUCACACUUAUUUACUAGUAAAGCAUCCACCUUUGGUUAAAUUGAAACUGAAUUACAGAUUAAUAUUUCACCACCAAGUGUUCGUCCUACUUCAAAGAGUUUUCUUGCAUUUUAGUUUGGUUGAGACUUUGAACUAAGGGUACUUCUACAUAACAAAUAUGUUAUGCUAAAUAAUGCCUUUUUGGCUGUGUUAAAGUUGCUAUUAAAGGCAAGAUAGCUCCAGUGCUGAGUACCUUGUAAAUGAUUGACUGUGUGUUUGGUAUUGACAAGCUGUUGGAAGAAAACGUGGUAUCUUUCUCAAUUGACUGGAUGGUACAUGAGUCAGACAUUCAAUCCUCUGCUGCCAUGUCUCUGGAGGAGCAACUGAUAUCUAAAUUAUGUUCAGCUAAUAUAUAUAACUUUUUUGUCUUGGGACAGGUUAAAGUACAUGGCUAUUUCUUUCACUCUGGUCUUGUAAUGUGUUAUUAUUUGUUGCCAUGCUUCAUACGUCUUAAUAUAAAAAUUGCCACUCAUAACAAAGCAUGGAAUUAUAUUUGCAAUCUUGAAAUGUGAGAUGCUGUAAGUAGAUCCAUGACCUUCCAUGAUUUGACCUGGUUAACCUCUGUGCAGAAUCUUGUUCAUAUCAGGUGUAUCAGUAAUGCCUCAGCAGGGAGUGCAAAUCACACAUAAUAAUGAGCUGCAGGGAGCCCCCAACCAUGACACCUGUGUGUAGGAGCUUCAUGUUGUCAUCAUAAGCUGUUGUAUUCAUUGCAGAACAAAGACCUUUCCAAAUGUUUCCCACUUUGUCUGAUUUUAGUGUACUCUAAUUUUAUAUAUCUCUGCAGCUUAGUCCAUCAUUCAAAUUAAGUAAAAAUUAUAUAAUGAAAGUGUUUAUGAGAUUGUAUUUAUAAUGUAAAAUUCUAGCAUCCAUCUUUUAUAAAAUCCAAGCAUAGCAUAUAGUGGCAAUGAAUGAGGCAAUUAACUUUAAUUUUGAGGUUGGUAGGGUUACUUGUAUUAUAUUCUUAGUUCAGCUGACCCAUUCACUAUUGAUAUGGCCAGGCAGCAAAAUUAAUGUGACACACGGUGAUGUAGAGGGCUGUGAAGUGUGUGUGGGGAUGUACAGCUUUUCCCGUGAAUGUGGAAGCGAGGCAUGAAGUGGGUGAAGCAACGCGCCUCAGGCGUAUGCCACCAUUGAUUGAUUGACAGUGAUAGCAGGUUUCUACUUUUUUUCCUCCACCAUGUCACUACCAUUGUGCAUUGAGUCAUCAUGGAGUUUUUUCUAAAAAGAACUUGUCAUGCACUUUUCUUGUAGAUCCACUUUUUUUACAUUUUCCUUUGUCCUGCAUUAUAGAUUAGUGCUGCAAACUCUUUUUGCCUGGUGCUAGAAUAUAAUAAUAUAAGUUAUUUGUACUACAAAUUUUUAUUUAAGAAUAUGCAUUUUCCAACUUAGGUAAUGCACAAUCAAGGUACAGUACUCUUUGAAAUGGAUAAUUCACAAUAAUAUUUUUACAUUAUUAGAGAAAUUAAUUAUACAUACAUGAAAACCUCUACAAAAUUUGUCUUUUUAUAAAGAUAUUAUCACAUAUUUCAAAAGAGCAUCUCUGCCAUGGGCUUUGCAAUAGUGAAUAGGCUAAGGCUUAGAACUCCUUUCCAGUGUCAAUCAAUAAGUUGACUAAUCAUAGUGGGUCCCGAAAGUACAAAUCUGAGACAUUGGCAAUCUCAUCUGUUAAGUUACACUAAUAACUACACCUUGCACUGUGAUGUCUUCAAGGUUCUUGAGGAGUGAACAUACAUAUUUUUUAGAAUUAUAUAUUCCUGAUGUUCAUAUAGUAGAUGUAAGCAAUCAUAUGCAUAUCAACACAUAGUCCAUAAGUUUUAAUUACAGUUUCAUAUGAAAUGUAUUGAAAAGGUUCAUAUGUGCAUGUGAGCAUAUAUAUAUAUAUAUAUAUAUAUAUAUAUAUAUAUAUAUAUAUAUAUAUAUAUAUAUAUAUAUAUAUAUAUAUAUAUAUAUAUAUAUAUAUAUAUAUAUAUAUAUAUAUAUAUAUAUAUAUAUUAUUUUCUUCAUUUCGAGCCUAAUACUUGUCAAUAGUAUUCAGAGAUCAAGAUGGUCAGCAUGAUUGUAUGUGUACUUUCAGUGUAACACUUCAUUCUUAAUCUUUUAUUUUCACCUACAGCUCCUCUACACACACACACACACACACACGCACACACACACACACACACACACACACACAUACAUACAUACAUACAUACA